AUGAACCUGAAUUUCACCUCACCUCUACACCCUGCGUCUUCGCAGAGGCCCACGUCCUUCUUCAUCGAGGACAUCCUGCUGCACAAGCCCAAGCCGCUGAGGGAGGUGGCCCCUGACCAUUUCACCAGCUCCCUGGCCUCGCGGGUGCCUCUGCUAGACUAUGGCUACCCCCUCAUGCCCACACCCACCCUCCUCGCGCCCCACGCCCACCACCCUCUGCAUAAGGGAGACCACCACCACCCCUACUUCCUCACCACUUCGGGGGUCCCGGUCCCCGCGCUCUUCCCGCACCCCCAGCACGCCGAGCUGCCCGGGAAGCACUGCCGCCGCCGCAAAGCCCGCACGGUGUUUUCGGACUCGCAGCUCUCCGGCUUGGAGAAGAGGUUCGAGAUCCAGCGCUACCUGUCCACGCCCGAGCGGGUGGAGCUGGCCACGGCGCUCAGCCUGUCCGAGACGCAGGUGAAAACGUGGUUCCAGAACCGGCGGAUGAAGCAUAAAAAGCAACUGAGGAAAAGUCAGGACGAACCCAAGGCCCCGGACGGGCCCGAGAGCCCGGCGGGCAGCCCCCGCGGCCCCGAGGCCCCGGGCGCGCGGCUCAGCCUGCCCGCGGGCCCCUUCGCGCUGGCCGAGCCCGAGGACGACGUGGACAUCGGGGACGAGGCGGAGCUGGGCUCCCGGCCCGGGGCGCUCUGA
Messenger RNA from Perognathus longimembris pacificus (Pacific pocket mouse), 693 nucleotides. It is a transcript of the gene Bsx, whose product is annotated as brain specific homeobox. The coding region runs from base 1 to 693 and encodes 230 amino acids. Lineage: Eukaryota; Metazoa; Chordata; Mammalia; Rodentia; Heteromyidae. Gene Ontology annotation, molecular function: DNA binding; DNA-binding transcription factor activity, RNA polymerase II-specific. The transcript has 3 exons. Gene Ontology annotation, biological process: regulation of DNA-templated transcription. The record is from RefSeq and is a predicted model, not a curated record.